Molecule: messenger RNA, 1906 nt
Organism: Eleginops maclovinus (Patagonian blennie)
Lineage: Eukaryota; Metazoa; Chordata; Actinopteri; Perciformes; Eleginopidae
Gene: camk2a
Product: calcium/calmodulin-dependent protein kinase II alpha
Exons: 6
Coding region: 691-1269 (192 amino acids)
Biological process (GO): protein phosphorylation
Molecular function (GO): calcium/calmodulin-dependent protein kinase activity; calmodulin binding
Source: RefSeq, a predicted model, not a curated record
AGAGGACUCUUUAAAGUAGAGACUCUACAUACUGAUAUACACCUGAACAUCAGCAGGAGAGGACUCUUUAAAGUAGAGACUCUACAUACUGAUAUACAACUGAACAUCAGCAGGAGAGGACUCUUUAAAGUAGAGACACUACAUACUGAUAUACACCUGAACAUCAGCAGGAGAGGACUCUUUAAAGUAGAGACUCUACAUACUGAUAUACACCUGAACAUCAGCAGGAGAGGACUCUUUAAAGUAGAGACACUACAUACUGAUAUACACCUGAACAUCAGCAGGAGAGGACUCUUUAAAGUAGAGACGCUACAUACUGAUAUACACCUGAACACAACACGUCAGUAUGAAAUGUUGUGUUCAGGUGCGCUGAGUGAAAGCAAGUGUUGUGAACAGGCAGGAAUGUGUUUCGGCUCACAGCUCUCGAGUGGAUCCUAAAUUUGGCCUCGACUCUCCUCAGUGACCCAGCUGUCUGCCUGCCUCUCUCUGUAGUGCCUAUAACUCCUGUCUGCCCGUCUGCCUCUCUCUGUAAUGCCUAUAACUGUCUGUCUGCCCGUCUGUCUCUCUCUGAAGUGCCUAUACCUGUCUGUCUGACGGCUGUCGAGCAGGAAGCAGCACUGGAUCUAUUAAUUUCCUCUGAAAGUGGAUAGCUCUUCAGUCGGUGUUUUAUUUUGAAGUGUUUCCUGUGCGAUGGUGUCUCUUCUGUUCUCGGCGUUUGUCCCGUUUUUUCUGACUCUGCUGAUCCUGUUCCUCUUCGUCUUCCUCUCCCGAUCAGGAGGGAAGAGCGGCAGCAACAAGAAGGCCGACGGAGUCAAGGAGUCAUCUGAGAGCACCAACACCACCAUUGAGGACGAAGACACCAGAGUGAGGAAGCAAGACAUCAUUAAAGUGACGGAGCAGCUCAUCGAGGCGAUCAGCAAUGGAGACUUUGAGAGCUACACUAAAAUGUGCGACCCCGCGGUGACGGCGUUCGAACCCGAGGCUCUGGGGAACCUAGUCGAAGGCCUCGACUUCCACCGCUUUUAUUUUGAAAACUUGUGGUCUAAGAACAGUAAGCCGGUCCACACCACCAUUCUGAACCCGCACAUCCACCUAGUGGGGGAGGAGGCCGCCUGCAUCGCCUACAUCCGGGUCACGCAGUACAUCGACGCCAACGGCACUCCCCGCACCGCCCAAUCAGAGGAGACCCGGGUCUGGCACCGUCGCGAUGGGAAGUGGCAGAUCGUCCAUUUCCACCGCUCAGGAUCCCCCUCCACGCUCAGCAACUGACUGCCUGAAGGGGGCGGGACUUUGAUGGGGCCACAGGCGUCGCCUUGACAACUGAUUGAUUGACAGCGGGCUAGGCGUGUGACAUCACACAGGAAGUUUGAGAGUAGAGGGGCGGGGCCAGCGUACUGCACAUCAGCCAAUCAGCUUCCUCUUCUCAGCUCUUUGGACUCCAGCCACGCCCCCUUGUGCUCAGCCAAUCAGCAGCUCCGAAUGUAACGACGUGUGGAAACCUCGCAACUCCGCCAGCAUGAUUGAGAGGACAGAGGACCGCCUUAACACACCUGUAAUUAGAUCUUAAUUGGCCCCAAAAACACCUCAAAAUAAAAUCCCUGAAUAAUAAUUCAUAUUUGACUCAAAUCUGGAGAUACGAGGUUUCCUGGAACUGUGUUUACUUUAUAUUGAGGUGAAGUCACCAUGGUUACUAAUUACUAUUAGACCCGUUAUCUCGUUAUGACAACUAAUUAACAUAAAGGUCAUUCAUAACGUCCGUUGAUGACGAGGUAAUGAGGUCUAAAAGUGAUCCUGAUCAGCCGUGAGAGAGAUUGAAUGUAAUGAACCUCUCGUUUAAUAUUUUAUAUUUGAUGUUAUUACCGUAAACUAAAUAAUAUGAAACAUUAUGAAUAUGAUUGUAAAAGUA